Messenger RNA from Actinia tenebrosa (Australian red waratah sea anemone), 1806 nucleotides. RefSeq lists its product as uncharacterized. Gene Ontology annotation, molecular function: protein binding. The record is from RefSeq and is a predicted model, not a curated record. NCBI's taxonomy places the organism in Eukaryota, Metazoa, Cnidaria, Anthozoa, Actiniaria, Actiniidae.
AGAUUGUAAAUAUGAGGGCUUUUAAACUGUUAACGGUCGUAUUUGGGUCGUUGUUACUGCUCUUUGAAGGUUAUCCUACAUUGGCGGUCAAUAACUGUACCUGGGGGCAGUUUCAAUGUGAUAACCGAAGAUGCAUCAAGGUUACCUUCAGAUGUGAUAAGAAUGAUGACUGCGGUGAUAAUUCAGACGAGAAGGGAUGUGGAGAAGUGUGCACAAACCGUUACUUCAGGUGUGGGAAUCGCAAAUGUAUCUCACGUAUGCAUAUGUGUGAUGGAGACAAUGACUGCGGCGAUGGUUUUGAUGAAACACAGCACCUUUGUGGAUCAGGGUCUGCACCGCUGACAUGUAUACACUGUAAUGCCGCGGGCUCAGCACACUGUUCACAUGAAGUACAGUGUUCUCGUAGAUACACUAGAUGUGUUCGCUUUGCUUAUGUGAGCAACGGCACAAACAUCAUCGAGUCAACUUGCGCCACCAAGUCUGACUGUACUCCUGAAGGAAUCAGAAAACAGUGUCUAAAAAGGGCUAAGUCCAACAUCAAGUGCUACAAAUGCUCCUCUAAGAGAUCUCUCCAAGACUGCAAAGACAGAAAAAUUUUACAAACUUGCAGCGAUAACGAAGAUCGUUGCUAUGAUGCACAGGUUAUCACAGACCACAAGAACGAUGAAGGAGUUCCACGCAUGUUCUAUAAGGGGUGUACGCCGGUCAAUAAAUGCAAUAGCACGACUCUUGAUGUCUGUAAACGUCACAUCAAGUCAACUAGUUGUACUGUUAAAUGCUGCACUGGAGAUGGAUGUAAUGCAGGCUCAUCUCUUCUGGUCAGCAGAUUUGCUUUCAUGGCAUGCGUGUCGAUUUACGUAUAUUUAUGUAUUGGGCUAUCUGUGUGAACAACCGAAGGAUGAUUUUUUCCCCUCUCUUUUACAAUCAAUUAAUUUUAAAAAAUAUUAUCAAAAAGAGGGAAAAUAAGUGAGCUUUGGUUUAAAAUAUUUACAUUUUUUCCCCCGAAGGCCAAAUUUUUAUUUUAGGGUGCUUUCCAUUAAAUCGAACCAAUCGGUCCGAAUGGCCGGUUCUCAAAUGGUACGCCUCAGUUCUCAGAACUAGAUCAACGCGGCCCGAACUAGUACUAUUUGAGAACUCGACGCAAUGGAACAUAUCAAACAUUGAGUGUCGUAUUUCCCUGUGUCUGUUGUCUGCGAUGCAGAUCCACGAGUUAGCAUCGUCUCUUUAUCCUUCCUCGAUUUUCCAAAGUUUUUUCUUUUUUUACUUGUCUUUUUUUUUUCUUUUUCUUUUCUUCUUCAAAAAUGUUCAUGUCGAAUUCGCUAUAAAACGACGAUCUUUUUGUUUGCCGCUUUUCCGCACAAUCCAAAUAUGGAAUUGAUCAUACCAUAUAUGGAUUGAGCUUUCUCUACUCCAACUUCGACACUAUCUUAUUAGAGUAAAGCUUGAUAUGUAUUGAAGGCUUUGUUAUACCUGCCCUUUGUGUUGGUUGAUUUUGGACAAGAAUUGUCCUGAAAAAAUCUUUAUUGUGUGUAACCAAUGUUACAGAGUGAUUUGCAGAAGGCUACAUAGUGACCUUUGCUUCGAUGAAUAUGGAGUCAUUCACGGCCCCAAGUUCUAAUGUUCUAGUUUAUAACUUAUUACUUUAAAUUUUAUCUCUGUGUGUAUGAGCAGUAUAUAUAGCACAUUAUAUGCAUGUAUUUCAUGGUAUAACGUAUGUGAAAAGUUAAUUGAAAUGCCUAAAUAUUAAGAUAAAAAAGAACGAAGAAUAUUUUGAUAAAAUGAUGAAUAAAUACAGAAAAAAAAUUA